GUUCAGUGUGGUGAUUUCCCUCAUCUGUUGGUGUAUGGACCAUCAGGAGCUGGAAAAAAGACAAGAAUAAUGUGUUUGUUAAGGGAAUUAUAUGGUGCAGGAGUGGAAAAACUGAGGAUUGAGCAUCAGAGUAUAACGGCACCUUCUAAAAAGAAAAUUGAAAUUAGCACCAUUGCAAGUAAUUAUCACCUUGAAGUUAACCCAAGUGAUGCAGGAAACAAUGACCGUGUAGUAAUUCAGGAACUCUUGAAGACAGUAGCACAAUCCCAACAGCUUGAGACAAGUACUCAACGAGACUUUAAAGUGGUGCUGUUAACAGAAGUUGACAAACUCACUAAAGAUGCUCAGCAUGCUUUGCGAAGAACAAUGGAGAAGUACAUGGCGACCUGCAGGUUGAUCCUGUGCUGCAACUCCAUGUCAAAAAUUAUAGGACCUAUUCAAAGCAGAUGCCUGGCUGUACGAGUGCCUGCUCCCAGCAUUGAAGAUAUCUGCCAUGUCUUGUCCAGCGUGUGUAAGAAAGAAGGCCUGACUCUUCCUCAGGAACUGGCUCAAAGGCUUGCAGAGAAAUCUGGUAGAAAUCUUCGGAAAGCAUUACUUAUGUGUGAGUCCUGCAGAGUACAACAGUAUCCUUUUACUGCUGAUCAAGACAUUCCUGAGAUGGACUGGGAAGUUUAUUUGAGAGAGACUGCAAAUGCUAUUGUCGGUCAACAGACACCACAAAGGCUGUUAGAGGUCCGUGGACGGCUUUAUGAACUCCUGACACACUGCAUUCCUCCUGAGAUUAUAAUGAAGGGCCUACUGACUGAACUUCUAAAUAACUGUGAUGGACAACUGAAGGGAGAAGUUGCACAGAUGGCAGCCUUCUAUGAACACCGCCUGCAACUGGGCAGCAAAGCCAUUUAUCAUCUGGAAGCAUUUGUUGCAAAGUUUAUGGCAAUUUACAAGAAGUUUAUGGAGGAUGGACUGGAUGACAUGAUGUUCUAACUCUGAUGCUUGAAGUCAUAUGCAGAAUGUUGUGUCAUGAUGCCAGUAAUGUUGCAAAUGUUGUCUACUUGUCCAUGCUUGAUUGCAUGUGGGUCUAGUUAAAAAUCAAAUAUUUUAUUUUGCUAUUAAUAUAAAACACAGUGAACUAAAGAACAAUGUUCAGUUUUAGAAACCAGAUGGAUGGUUUGACAGCCACAAAUCCAUCUUUAGAUCCUUACAAAAUACAUUAGCCUU
Molecule: messenger RNA, 1218 nt
Organism: Tauraco erythrolophus (red-crested turaco)
Lineage: Eukaryota; Metazoa; Chordata; Aves; Musophagiformes; Musophagidae
Source: RefSeq, a predicted model, not a curated record